AUGGCCAAAGCACCUACCAGUGUAUUAAAUAUCAAUGAAAUCGGUCAUAUCGAACAGCUACCAGAUGAAAUUAUAUUAUAUUUAUUUGAAAAUUAUAUUCGUUUAGUUGAUCUUUAUGUUGCAUUCUAUCCUCUUAAUCAUCGUCGAAUAAAUGGAAUUAUAAAUUCUGCUCGUUUUCAUGCAAAUAUUCCUUCCAGAGAUAUAUUUCACAUAAAAUCUUUUUCGCAUUUCGCUCCCCAAAUUAUUUCAUUAUAUCUUUCAACAUUUUGUAAUGAUUUGGAUUUAUCCAAAUUGGUUAAUCUUCGUUCAUUACAUAUAGAGAAACCAACGCAAACACAAUUAACUUCAAUACAAGCAGAAUUUCUUCCAAAUCUUUUAUAUCUAUCACUUUCACAUUGUUGGUAUAAUGCCCAUGAAUUACCAAGACAUUUAAAAAAUAUGGCUGAAUCAUGUCCUUUCAAAAAUCUGCGCUAUUAUAUCUUACCUCAUGGAGAAGUUAUUCGCCUUCUACCAAAAUAUGAUCGACUCCACUCGAAGACAAAUAACUCCCAAAAACACUAUGAACUGAAUUAA
This is a messenger RNA of Rotaria socialis, 573 nucleotides long. The record is from the annotation of a GenBank genome assembly. NCBI's taxonomy places the organism in Eukaryota, Metazoa, Rotifera, Eurotatoria, Philodinida, Philodinidae.